Molecule: messenger RNA, 2710 nt
Organism: Cuscuta campestris
Lineage: Eukaryota; Viridiplantae; Streptophyta; Magnoliopsida; Solanales; Convolvulaceae
Source: the annotation of a GenBank genome assembly
GACCCUACGCCGAAGAGAGAAAAGAGAAGGGAGCAGAGCUGCUGCCCGAACGCCGGGAAAAAGGUUGUCGCCGCCGCCACUCCAGCGUUGCUGCUCCGCCGUCACUGGGAAGCUGACCGACGUCGCUGCUUCGCCGUCACCGGAAAACAGCCCCGCCACUGUUCGCUUGGUCAUUGGUUCAAUUCGUCAAUUUGUUUUAAUUCGUCAAUUAAUCGAGGUAACAUGAAUGUUGAAUAAAGAACUAUCCUGGAGGGCAGCGAGGGCAGAGAGGUGGAUGGAUGCUAGCUGGAGGAGUUUAUUAUUUAAUACUUAAGUUUGAAUUAAUUAUGUUUUUAAGGGCAAGAACCCAAAGUUGUAUUUUGAUUAAAUACUUAAAGGCUUCUGCACCAUUUUGUGAACUCCGAUGGAUAUUUAAAUAAUGUUUUGAAUUAAAUGUUUUAAAUUGUUUUGAAAAAUUAUUGUGUCUGAAUGCCAAUCUAGUAGCAACCCGAUCCGCUGGUCCUUAUAUUCGGGUACAUUGGACAUAUUUUGGAGUCCAUGGGUGCUGCUUCUGAAGGAAAGAAGUAUAAUGCCAGGUAUUGGCUAUACUAUCUAUCUUCCAAAGGGGAAAAUAGAGCUGACACUAACGCAACUGCAGAGGAAAGUUCUUCAGAAAAUGUCCAUAUCAUGAGUCUGAAGAAGUCAUUUGGAAAAGAAGUUCACAACCAAAGCCCUCAAAAACUUGAAAAAGAAGUUCAUCAAGUCCAUAGUCUUCCAAACUCCUCACCACAAUCUCAAACAGAUGAUGCUGAUAACCAAUUCUGGCAGCUCUACUAUGACUGGAGAGCUUGGAAGGUUGGAAAUUCAGCAGAGCAGUUGUUGGGAUGGGAUCAACAAUUGAAGAAUGAAAAGAUCAUCAAGAAGUGCUUGGGACUGCCAGUCAACCACAGCUGUGAACAAAUCUUAGAUGAUGACUGGGUAUGGCAAAGGAACUAUGAAGACUUGCAUUUGGAAUACUUGGCCACCACACCAGUUUCAGAAUUUGAAGUGGAUGAUGAAGAUCCUUCAGUCUACAAGCCGAUCUUCUCAAAAGCCACAGAAGAUCAGAUGAUUCUCACUUCUGAAGCACAAGCUGAUUUGGAAACAACAGCUAAGGAUUUCCCAAUCUUUCUGGAAACCUCACCUGCCUUUGUAACGGUUCUGCCUGAAGCUGACCAAGAGAAUGUAGCCUCUACUCCACUAGAACAGAACCAAGAAGCAUCAGAAGAAGAAAUUCAACAACCUCUCCAAUCUCAAGUCCUUGAGAUUCGCACAACUCCUUGUGAGAUCUCUAACCAGCCUGAACUUGAGAUCCCGGAGAAGUCAGGAGAAAUUCUGGAGCAGUCCACUCCUCUAGAAAUGAAUGAAGUCCAAGAGAAGCAAGCUGUAGAAAUCCAAAGGAAUUCUACAGAAACUGAAAAGGAAGUUCAAAUGGCACCACUGGAGGCCCCUGAAACUCCAGUAGCUGUUUUUGAAGAGCAGAAUGAAGGCGAAGAAAGAGACUCCCUCUCUAGGGAUAUAUCAAAUUUUAUACUUGAUGAAGCAGAGGAAGAAUCUGAAAGGACGCUAAGGAUCAUUGAUGAAGAAGAUGUUCAAGAAGAUGUUGAAUCUCUUCCUAUGCAACUCUUCCAAAGAACAUCCUCUUCUCACCAGGUAACCAACUUUCAUUUCCACAGCUCUUCCAUUCCUACACUUCCGGAUGAAGUACCGGAAACCUGGACAAAAAAGGUCCAAGUGUUGAUUGAAUCAGCCCUAGCAUCUCAGCAUGCCUCCUUUAGGCAAGAGAUAGAGCAGAUGGAAGCCAUGCACAACAAGCUGAUUGAGAAAUCUGAAGAGAAACACAGCUCAGAUCUCAAGGAGAUAAGCAAGUCAGGGCACAAGACUCUAGAGAUCAUCUCUCUAUUGAGUAACUCUCUGAGCGACACAAUGGAAACAUAUGCAUCUGACAGUUAUCUUCAACUCAAAGAAGUCAAUAAAAUCAGAGAGCAAAUAGCCAAUGUCACAGUUAGUCUACAGAAGCAGAUGUCCCUUCUCCAAAUGGACAUCAGAGCAGCCCUAGCAGUGUCUUCAGCAAAUCAGGUUGUAACCAAAGACUACUUGAAGAUUAUUAUUGACAAUCAAAAAGAAGCACACAGACUGUUCAGACACUUUAGCACAAGCUCUGGCAACUGCAAGAUGGAAGUGAUUCUUCAACAACACAGUCCAUCCUUGAUUCCAGAGCUCCCUAUUACAGUCAAGGAAGGAGAAGUCUCUUAUAUUCCUUCGCAUCUGAACAUGACUGACCUGAUCCUCGAAGCUCAGAGAAAUAAUCCAGAGAACUCAGCACAGCAUCUAUCUAGCUCAGAACUGGAUGGAACAGAGGCUAUUGGAACCAUUGUCUCCCAUUUCUCAAAUGAUGCCCAAACAGAGGAGAGACGCAACAACAUAAGGCGCAUCAAAGAACUGUGUGGAAACAUGCAAGGCAUUAGUGAGAUUGCCGGAUCAUCAAAGCGCAGGAAGCAGUAAAGGCUUUUUUCAUCAAACCAGGGGAAAGUAUGUGAAAACACUAUUUUGCUUUGAUGAAAACACAUUCUUGUUUAAACAUUGCUUGUUUGGAUUAAACAUUGCUUCAAUGUUUCUCUUAAUAUGCUUACAAUGCUUCACUUUAAGUGUGAUUCUUGAGAUUUGUCCUUAAGCGCAUACAUUCAGGGGG